Messenger RNA from Lolium perenne, 1995 nucleotides. The record is from RefSeq and is a predicted model, not a curated record. NCBI's taxonomy places the organism in Eukaryota, Viridiplantae, Streptophyta, Magnoliopsida, Poales, Poaceae.
GUUAGGGAGACAUUCUCCCAUGCGGCUAACCAAGAUUAGUUAGGGAUAUUUCUUGUGUAACAAUCCUUGUAACCUUGACUUGUACCGCAAGUCCUUGUGCAUAUAAAUAGAAACAGAGGGAGAGGAGGCGUGCCAUUGAGCAGCCCAUUGUUUCAUGGUAUCAGAGCGGGUCAUCCUCCCCGCCGCCUAAAUCCCUCCCUCCCUCUCCAAAAACCCUAACCCUAGCCAUCAGCCUCCCUCCCCUCUCCCACCAUGACUCCCGAAGAACUCGCAGCCAAGGAGCGCGAGCUCGAGGCUCGUGCCAAAGCCCUAGAUGACCGCGAAGCCGCCAUCAACCAGCAGCUCAUCGCCGCCACCAACACUGCCGCCACCAACGCCGCCGCUUCCCUUCCGACUGGCCAAAUACCCUCCCCACACCCUAACCCAACCGAACCCACCACCACCAAUCCCUCCACCUACGCCACCUCCAUCAAGCUCCACGUACCGAUCACCCUCAGCCUCACCGACGGCAACUACACAAGCUGGAGGGAGCUCUUCCUCGUCGCUCUCGGCCGCUACGGCCUCACCGCCCACGUCACCGGCGAGGCUACUCCCUCCGACACGUCUCCAACCUCUGCUUGGGGCCGUGAUGACUACACCGUGCUCUCCUGGAUCUACGGCUCCAUCGACAACGACCUCCUCGGCAUCGUCAUGCGUCCCGGCUCCACCGCGCUCACCAUCUGGGACGCCAUCGAGAACCUCUUCCGCGACAACAAGAAGCACCGCGCCAUCCAGCUCGAGGCCGACUUCCGCAACACGCCACAGGGCGAUCUCUCCAUCAGCGACUACUGCGCCAAGCUCAAGAACCUCGCCGACUCCCUCACCGACGUCGGCCAGCCCAUCAGCGACGAAACGCUGGUUCUGACGCUCCUCCGAGGCCUUAAUGACACUUACGCCCAUCUGCGUUCGUUUCUCCCCUUUCAGGUGCCGUUCCCCUCAUUUCUUCAAACGCGCUCCGCCCUCAUCCUGGAAGAAACCCAGCGACGCACCGACGCACGCAACGCCGCCUCCACCGCACUUUGGGCCAUGGGCCAGAGCGUCCUGCCCAACAAUGGAGGCGCCCGUGCCCCUCCUUCUGGCGAUCGCUCAUCGUCUGCUUCCUUCGGGGGCUCGUCGCCUGCUCCCUUCGGGGGCUCGUCGCCUGCCCCUUUCGGGGGCUCGUCGCCUGCUCCCUUCGGGGGCGAUCGCGCCGGCGGCCGCGGCACCAAUUACUUCACCAACACCUUCCGCAGCGGAGGCCGCGGACGCGGCAACGGACGCGGUCGUGGGCGCGGCCGCGACAAUCCCUGGCAGUUCAAUCCCUGGACGGGGGCCCCUACUCGUGCCCAGCUACAGCAGGCCCCGUGGCAGCCACCUCCAUCAACACAGUGGCAGCCGCGCUCGUCAACAACAUGGCAGCCGCCGUCCCCAGGCCUCCUCGGCCCGCGCCCCAGCAUAACACCACAGGCGUACACAGCCCAGGGCUCCUACGUCCCCACCGCCCACCAGCAACAACAGAUCGACCCGGCCCUCCUCGCUGCCCUCAACAACCUGCAGCUACCCGGCAACGACUGGCACAUGGACACUGGUGCAUCCUCUCACAUGGCAUCCGAUCCUGGCUCUUCCCAGCGGGAUCGUGAUUCUCCGAUGUAACAGUCUAGGCCCUCUCUACACCGUCAAUCCACCUGCCUAUGCCGCUACAUUCCUCGCCACCAUCUCCCACGACCGUUGGCAUCGCCGCCUCGGACACCCCGGCCACAACUCCACGCCACCACUACCCACCAGCUUGCCGAAUAAAACAGGAUCCUCCCUGUGUCAUGCAUGUCAAUUAGGGAAACAUGUUAGGUUACCAUUUUGUUUGUCGCACUCGUCUACUACUCGUCCGUUUGAACUAUUACAUUGUGAUCUAUGGACCUCUCCAGUCCUUAGCAUGUCUGGUUUUGCCUAUUAUCUAGUCAUUAUUGAUGAUUUUUCUCA